UCUCAACAACCUGCUGUUACUGCAAUGCCGGAAUAUUUUCUAUCAAUUUAUUUAUUUUCUCCUGCCACUCUUGCGUUUGCCGUCUACCAAUCGCUGUUGGUCCAUCUCACAGGAGCUGCAUAUCGAGCUCCAGACAUCGAAUCAACGUAUAUUUCAGUUAGAAUCCCUCAAGAUGCCUGUUCCUUGGGAAGCUCUGAUUCCGUGUGGUCUCCUCGUGGCCAUGUUCGGUAUCACUGGUAAUCUCUUCUCCGCUGCGAAAUUCAUGACCAACGACAUGAAGCCCCCAAGGUACGCCCUCGACACCUGGGAAAAUAUGAUGAUGGAGAGGGAUAGGAGACUAACAGGAUCUCUACGGGGGCAGUCUACUGAUCCGAUUGCGCCAAAAGAGUUUGCGACAAACUCUGUGUGGGAGACUGAACGGGUGCACUAGGCUUCUUGCAUGAGUUUAAAUGACCAAUUCAACGAGGUUUGGAAAUGGUGAUGAAGUGAAGACCGGUGCGGGAGUGGACAAGAGGUUUUACCGACCCUAACAUUUUGACUGAGCUAACACCAUAGGAAACACGAUUCGUGAA
This is a messenger RNA of Cryptococcus deneoformans JEC21, 572 nucleotides long. Its product is annotated as expressed protein. The record is from RefSeq and is a predicted model, not a curated record. Bases 173 to 430 code for a protein of 85 amino acids. The transcript has 7 exons. NCBI's taxonomy places the organism in Eukaryota, Fungi, Basidiomycota, Tremellomycetes, Tremellales, Cryptococcaceae.